Anguilla rostrata (American eel) is the source of this 2226-nucleotide messenger RNA. RefSeq names its product protein FAM177A1. The transcript is spliced from 6 exons. NCBI's taxonomy places the organism in Eukaryota, Metazoa, Chordata, Actinopteri, Anguilliformes, Anguillidae. The coding region runs from base 393 to 932 and encodes 179 amino acids. The record is from RefSeq and is a predicted model, not a curated record.
UGAGGGGUCGGCGUAGCAGCAUAGAAGAAUUCAGCUCCGUAGCCUGCCUGCACAUCACGGCAAACCUCGACAUUCCACACGGAGCAAAGAGCGGCCCAGCCCCAGGUGUAGCUGGAAGAGUGAAACUGAAAUUAAAAAGGGAGGAAAACCCGUGACGGGUCCAUUUACAGCCACUCCUGGUAACAAGCUCGAGAGCUCUCCCAAUGCGCAUGGGUAUCAGCUUGUAAAACAUUAAGGAUGUUAGAAUCCGGUUUAACCUUUAGUUCCUGAUUCCUCGGGCUAAAUCGAACCCACAGCUGCGCGAGGACACACGUACACGGAGCUGUUAAGGAUCUGUUCCACGCGGCAGACUGGAUGAGGCUGAAAUAAGAAGACAAAAAUCUUCGAUAAGAAUGAGCGAGGAUCGCGAGAGAGACCCCUCUUUUGAAGAGACGGAGUUUGGGGGUGCAUCUGUGUCCCAGCGGAAGAAGGUCAUUCACUUUGCUAACGGUGACACGCUGGAACAGGACAGCAGUGACGGGGAGGAGGCCACACCCCGAAAGGAGCCCUUCUCUGCCCCAGACAGCACGGCACGGACUUCGUGGAGGGAAUACUCUUGGCGUCUGUGUGUGAAAGCUGGAAAGAAAUCGAUACAAACUUGUGAUUUCAUUGGGGAGAAACUGGCCAAUCUGGCCGGACUGAACAUGGCCAAAUACCAGUAUGCGAUUGAUCAGUUUCACCGUGAUAAGACCGAGGGAUCGAAGGGCCAAGGUACUGGCGAGGCCCCUUGUGUGGAGGAGGGGGCUGAAACGAUCCAGCUCUCCCCCCGGAAGAGUGCAGACUAUGGGGCCACAGAGGCACCGGGAGUCCCUGGUCUGUGGGUCACCUCCAGCAGUGCUGAACACAGCCGCAGGACCACAGGCUCACACAACAAGGGCUACCAGGAAGAUUAACCACAAACAACCGUGUCGCAGGUAAACCUGACAACUGGUGCAGGAGAGGAACCUGCGCUGCUUUUACCUGCUUUUAGAGAGACUGCAGUCACUUCAGCCUGAGCACAACCAGACCUCAUGAUGUCAUAUCCUGCCAUUCAGUCUUGCCAUAGCCCUCUCACACAGCUUACUGAAUGGAACCAGAGCCCAGAUUGAGCAGCUCAGGACUUGGCUUCUCUUUCUUCUUCCUUGGAUCAGUGCUGAUGAGAUUCUCUGAUCUUUACGCUAUUGGCUGAGCUGGAACUCAGUGAGGACACUGAACCAGCCGACUGGCUUGAACAUGAGAGAAUCUGCGAAGCUCUGGUCAAAGCACAAGCCCACACACAAACAGUCAUGACGUCACAGAGAGGAGCUCCACCAAUCACAGAAUAUGUUGGCAGCCACCAACAGAACAUUGCCGAUGGUAAUUGGUGGAUAAUUUCUGGCUACUUCCUGGCUAAUACCCACAGGCUGCUGUCCAAUUCCAGGUUUGUAAGGCAUACCCCAUGCUUUUGGAUUACAGAAAUAAGUACAGUUGUGAUAUUACCUGGCACCUUUCCAUGCAAUGCAAGUAGGAAAAGUUUUCACUUGGUUUAGGGAAAAUAUUUCAUACUCAUACUGAUUCACUGAGCACUUUACUGCAGCUCAAUGUGCUGCUUCCUGUUCCGUGGGUGUGCCUGUGCUGAAAGCGCUCGUAGCGCGAGCUCUCAGUGCCUCCGGCCUUAAUGGCUGGGAAAGCCUCUCAGGAAAAGAGCCGGAUCAUAAGAGAGGCCUUUACACAGCAGUAAAACUACCGGCAGGUUUCAGACCAUCUCAACAGAAAUGUCUAUUUUCAUGAACACUCAAAGCUAAAUUUUUCUUGCAUAUGAUUGUGCAUUUUAGCUAGUAGCAUACUCAGGGAUCGACAGGAGCAUUUUAAAGUUGUUGUAAUAUUUCAAAUAUGUAUUUGACCCCAGUUUGAUAAGAACAACUACUAAUUUAAUCAAUUUUAAUAACCAGUAAUGCAAGAAGUGUCAAAAUCUAAAAGCUUGGACUCAGACAACAGUGCUGUUUUCACUCUGUUGUCUGUAGCACAUUUGUAUGUGUGUGUGUGUGUCUGUUGUUUUGUUUGUUUUAGCCUAAACCUGUUUCCUUAAAUGUGUCUGUAUGUGGUAAUGUGGGGUUGGGUGGGAUUUUGUAGAAUUUUCUGAUGCCCAAGUGUGUUUGCCUGUUGCAUGGAAGCAUUCAAUAUAGUAAGCAUUCUGAGCAAAAUUACAAUAAAGACUAUUUAAAUGAA